UUUUUAAUUCAAAACCUUACCUCUCUCUCUCUCUCUUGUCGGAAAACUCAGAAGCUUCGAAAAUGAGGACAUGUACGGAAGAGGAGAAAGUCCUUUUGAUCUCUCAUCACAAUCAAGAUCAAGAAGACGAAGAAGCGUUAUCUCUGUGUGAUUUGCCGGUGAAUUUAUCUAACGAGAAAGUUGAGCUUCCGAAACAAUCAAAGGAAGAAGAGGAGUUCCAAUUUAAAACCGGGUCAUCGUUUCGUCUCGGGUCGGAUUCAUGUGAGCCAGCUCCUGAGAUGAGUACCGCGGACGAACUAUUCUCCGAAGGGCUAAUCCUCCCGUUUCGUCACUCCGUCAGCUUAGACGCGGGACUUCCCGGUUCGAACCGGUUAAUUUCCAGAUCCGAAUCGGUCGACUUCCGGAGAACCGGAGCCGGUUCUAACCGGAAAAUUGAAAAUAACUUCAUCGACUACAGUCAACCGAGUCCACAGCCACAGAUCAGACGAUCGUCGAGCAUGACGGCGAGAGUGAAUUCAAUCAGAAACCACAAAUCAUCUUCGAUUUGGGACUUUCUCCGGUUAGGUCUCGUCCGUACGCCGGAGAUCGAACUUCGAACGGCGAAAGUAUCAGUGAGUCGAAACAGUAGCUGCAGUAGCACAAGCACGAGCUCGAAUUCGAAGAAAACAGAAUCGAGAUCGAGUAACCGGAGGAGAAGCUUUCUGUUCGGGGAUUUUAGGUGCUCCGCGGCGGCGACGGAGACGAUUGUACCUGUGAAGAUCAAUGUCUCCGGCGAGACGGAGAAGAAGAAGACGGCGAAGAAUGAGGAGAAAACGGCGGUUGCGCGGAAGAGAACGUUUGAGUGGUUAAAAGAGUUAUCACAGGUAGGGUUUGUUGUUGAUCAUGGGAGACGAAGCUUGGCUUGAUGAUCACGCAAUCAAAGAAACUUCCUGUUUCUCUGUUUCACUUUCCUGUCUUUUUUUUUCUUAAAUAUUUUAAUGUUUUUUCUCUGUUUUUUUUUUUGGACGACUAAUGUUUUUUAUCUGUUUAAUCAAUUUGUAGGUGAUUAAUUUUUGUAUGUUAGUGUUGAUUGCCAAUUAUACUUUAGUUUUCCAAAUGAUUUAUGUUUUUCUUUAAAAAAUCA
Molecule: messenger RNA, 1123 nt
Organism: Brassica napus (rape)
Lineage: Eukaryota; Viridiplantae; Streptophyta; Magnoliopsida; Brassicales; Brassicaceae
Exons: 1
Coding region: 63-905 (280 amino acids)
Source: RefSeq, a predicted model, not a curated record